Closterium sp. NIES-67 is the source of this 1662-nucleotide messenger RNA. NCBI's taxonomy places the organism in Eukaryota, Viridiplantae, Streptophyta, Zygnematophyceae, Desmidiales, Closteriaceae. The record is from the annotation of a GenBank genome assembly.
UGCACCACUAGCUUACGGCGUGUAUCACGCCAGAGGACAGAUCACGAUUCAUGACGUGCUGGAAAAAGCUGGGAGGGAGGAAACAGCCGCGCGAUGGCGUUGUUGUCCUUGCCGUCAGAUCCGUCUUGUUCAGUACUGUACUGUACUUAUUUACAUCUGUACCAGAGACUGGACAGCCUUACAUAUCAGGCUGAACUCCUCACUGUAGUUCCACAUAGGCUCAACUGCCGAUUCGCCAAAAACACUUCGCAGAUGACGUGUCCCGUUCUCCAUCGCGCGCCUCACCUCUCCUUCCGAUAAUCACGGACGCCCCUUCAGAUGAAAUGUAUGCACAUUCAGUCCGAAGCGUGCUCGAGUUUUUUACAGUACGCGCUACCGUAGCUCGUGUUGUGGCGUUGCGUAAUCGACCAGUCACGGUGCUAGUAAGCACGUCGUGGACCUACUCUUGCGGCUUGAAGGGAACACCACCUACUACUUACUAUCCAGGGCCUCCUCAGCUUCGCAUUGAGCCUUCUGCCCGCUCGAGACUCCUAUUCGAGCUUACCCGCACGCUUACAACGAGCCACUUCUACGGUGGCCACUUUUACUACUACUUUCAGCGCAACACCGAUUGAUAAGUCGCUGAGCCGCGUCGUGACACAGCGUGACAGAUACUACCGAGUACAUUCUUGUCUCCUUCGGCUAGAUAAUCUCCAGGAGUGGAUAUCCACCUGUAAGCCCGUAAUUUUCGGUAGUAGCGACUGGGUUUCAGGCAUCGUCCUCCUGCCGAGGCCGUAAUCCUGCUCAGGAGGCAGUAGUAAUUUCCUGAGACUGCGCGGAGUUCUACCACCCUCAUCGUCCUACUUCUCGUAACCUCGUAUCGCCACCGGCGAUCAUGGCUAUGCCUGCUCCUGCUCAGGCCGUCAACGCCGUGCUGACGGAGCCGUACGUGGUGGUGGGAAGCCAGUACUGCGUGCCGUACGAGACGGUGCUUAUACUGAAGGAGAAGAUGUUCUCGCUGCGCGAAAAGGCGGAGAUCCACGACUCUCAAGGCAACCUAAUCUUCAAGACGGAAGAGAGUGCAUUGUCCCUUCGUGACCGCAAGACCAUAUUCAACUCAAAGGACGAGCCGGUCUGCACGAUUAUAAGCAAGGUGUUUUCCCUCCACAACACCACCUACCUCUGCUCGGGUACCAGCACGGAUGUCAAUGAGGCAUUGCUGACUGCAAGGAGCAAGUUCUUCUCCUUCGCACCCAUUCUCAAUAUUUUCCUCAAAGGAAACACCUCUGACAACCCGGACAUUGUUCUCAAAGGCUCUAUAGCCCAACAUCAAUUCGAUAUUGCGACAAGCAAGGGAGUGAUCCUUGCUCAGGUGCAACGUGAUAUCUGGUCUGCAAAGGAGUUCCUGGCUACCCAAUCCUACUCUGUGCGGAUCAAGCCCCACGCCGACGUGGCUCUCAUUAUGGGGCUUGUUGCAAUGGCUGACGAGAUAUUCGUCAAUGAGGAGACAAAGUAAUAUGGAAGUUCUUAGUUAUCCACGAGUACUGCAGGAGCAAGUGAAGCCUCACCCUCGUGCUCUAGACUGAACAGGCUCGAAGCACUUGAAACCACGUUGUAUUGCAUGCAACCCGUGUUGGAAGCAUUUGUAUCAUCGCCACCCAUGUAUUUCUUUGAACCCGGUUC